AUGUGCAGCCUCGUGCGCCACAGCGAUGUGUUUGAUCUCUUUGAGAUGCAACACGUAAACUUCGUGAAUUUACCGGAGAACUACGUCAUGAAGUAUUACUUUUUUCACGCUCUUUCAUGGCCUCAGCUACCAACUGUAGCAGAAGACAGUCAGGGGAAGAUCGUUGGUUAUGUUCUUGCAAAGCUUGAAGAUGAAAACCAACAAGGACAGAAGCCCCACGGCCACGUAACAUCUGUUGCAGUGCUGAGACAAAACAGAAAAUUAGGGUUAGCGUCUAAGCUUAUGACUCUCUCGCAAAGAGCAAUGCAAGACGUCUUUUCGGCGGAGUUUGCAGCGCUGCACGUCCGCGUAACCAACAGAGCGGCCUUUGCACUGUACAGCAAAACAUUAGGCUAUAGGGUCCAUGAUAUAGAUAAAGAGUAUUAUGCUGACAAAGAAGACGCAUUUAAUAUGCGCAACUACUUUAAUAAAGAUAAAGUCGGCAAGGGGCGCCGCAAAGAGGCAGAGAAGGAGACAGAAGAAGCUGCUGCUGGAGGAGCAUCAGAGACUUCGGCUGCAGCAGCAGAGCAAACCCCCGCAGCAGCAGCAACAGCAGCAGCAGCCAAAGGAACAGCAGCAGCUGCAGCACCGGAGCAGCAAGCUGCAGCAGCUGCGCAGCAGUCCACCUCGACAACAGCAGGUGCAGGGAGCAGCGGCAGCAAAAACAGAAGAAAAAAACGCUAG
Eimeria acervulina is the source of this 723-nucleotide messenger RNA. Its product is annotated as N-terminal acetyltransferase complex subunit ARD1, putative. The record is from RefSeq and is a predicted model, not a curated record. Gene Ontology annotation, cellular component: NatA complex. Lineage: Eukaryota; Apicomplexa; Conoidasida; Eucoccidiorida; Eimeriidae. The transcript is spliced from 6 exons. Gene Ontology annotation, molecular function: protein N-terminal-serine acetyltransferase activity; protein-N-terminal-glutamate acetyltransferase activity. Bases 1 to 723 code for a protein of 240 amino acids. Gene Ontology annotation, biological process: N-terminal peptidyl-glutamic acid acetylation.